CGCGGGCUCAGAAUAAGAGUCACUGCGCAAACACGUAUGGCAAGUAAAGGGGAGGUGCGGAAAAUAUUUAGGGGGAUCCCCAUCAAAGCAAGAAAUACUAAAACGGCGAACCAGCCUCCUUCGCAUUGUUAAACCUUUAGGAUUGGUUUCAGGUCUCGUUGCGCGUUUUUUGUGGAGGAUUUGACUUGGAAAAAUUGCCAAGACCUGGCAACCUCGGUGGAGCGGUAAACCCGGAAGGACAAGGAAACAACUGGGAACAAACAGAAAAAGAGCGAAAAAAUGGCGAAGGCUGCUCCGAAAAGGGAAGCUCAACUUAACUUUUAAAGAUACGCAGAGAGGGAAUCAAACGAAGAAAUCCGCAGACGAUUUAAAAUAAACCAACACGCGAGAGAAAGACAAUGGUUAACGGCGACACGGGAAAGCGUGAAGUGUGAACGGCGGCAUUUGUUAAUAAUCUGAAGUAAAGGAGUAUCCGGGAAUAGGGGCGAUGUAAAGCGCUUUGUCCGGUAACUUACGGCGCGUCCCUCGGGCUGGUUAUAUAUCGCCAAUCACCAUCUAUAUCCGUGUAAGAUAAUUACUACUCGGCAGCUGUUGGUAUCGUUUGAAAAGGGCUUCAUCUGCGCGCGGUCGGGCUCCGUUUCCCCGCUAUUUGCCCUCUGAUUCCCGGUCCUGGGUCGAUGAUUCGUAGAUAAUAAUGACCGUGGCCGUGUUUUUCGGGUGCGCUUUCAUCGCCUUCGGGCCGGCAUUAGCUCUCUUCGUCUUCACCAUCGCCAGGGACCCCCUGCGAGUCAUCAUCCUCAUCGCCGGGGCCUUCUUCUGGCUGCUGUCGCUGCUGCUCUCCUCGCUGGUGUGGUUCAUAGCUGUAAAGGCCAGCCGCCAGGAGGAGGCCACUGCGCAGAAGGGCCUGCUCAUUUUCGGGGUCAUGUUCUCCGUGGUGCUGCAGGAGGUUUUCCGCUUUGCCUACUACAGGCUCCUCAGGAAGGCAAACGAAGGCUUGGCUGCAAUCAGCGAGGAAAACCUAUCGCCCAUUUCAGUCCGCCAGAUGGCCUACGUGGCUGGCCUUGGCUUUGGCAUCAUGAGUGGAGCCUUCUCUAUGAUCAACAUCCUGUCGGAUUCCCUGGGUCCUGGAACCGUAGGCAUCUUUGGUGAUUCACAGUAUUACUUCAUCACUUCAGCUUUUAUGACCCUGGCCAUGACUCUCCUCCACACCUUCUGGGGGGUCGUGUUCUUCGACAGCUGCGAGAGAAACCGGUGGUGGGCCGUCGCCGUGGUGCUGUCGCUGCACCUGCUAGUAUCUGGCCUGUCCUUGCUGAAUCCCACCUACGAGGGCAGCCUGCCUCCUGUGUACGUGAUCAUGGUCCUGAUGGCCGUGUGGGCCUUCUUCUCCGGCGGCGGCUCCGUGCAGAGCCUCAUGCAAACAUGGCCAUGUAAGUCUCCUCUCUGUCGUCACCAUUCUCAUUAGCGUGUCUGACAUGCUCACGCGCACUAGCAUUUUCAUUAAGCUGUUUGACGUGCUCUGGCACCUGUUUCAUUGUCCAUUUUUUCACCUGUUAUAGCCGAAGCACCAAAGGACCGUGAAUAAAGCAACCGUAUCUCAUUGCAUUCUGCCCCUGCAUACCAGUGCAAGCUGUGCCCGUUUCAGUGAAAGUGGCAUCCUUGCAGGAAGCAUGCCCUUUCCGUUUUGUUGAGUGCUGCUCUCCCUGUUAAACUGUAAUGUGAUAUUCCCACGCUGGGUCCCUGUUCUGAUGCCAUGUUGCAUCUCUUUCAGGUAAAAAGAGCGACGUUGGUUCCUCCUAACUGAUGUGCUGAGCACCUCUUGAUUUUUUUUUUUUGAUCGCUCUCCCCUACCUGCCUCUGAGGGGAGAGGAUCACGUUGGUCUGUGUGUCACUGUCCAGUGACACGGGGGUCCAAAAUAAGGGUCAAGCAGGGUCAGUCCGGAGAAUGCAAAUUACCCCCCCCCCCCCCAGUGGACAAUGGACAGGCAGAACUGGAGACCCCAACCACAAUGCUUCUGCCGAACCUGUCUGGGGAAUGGUGUUUCAAGAACCUUCAUUGCUGUAAAAAUGUUCUUAAAUGUUGCACAUGCCCACAGAAUACCUGAAGAUUUGAACUGUACCUGUGUGUGUUAUUGAGCAAUGGAUCUAAAGUUAUUGUUGUAAUUGUCCCCCCUCCCCCCCCUUCGUCUCUGUCCUAUUGCUUCACUUUCUCUUGUUAUAUUAUGUUGGUGUUUCGAGUUCCAUAUUAGGCUGGGUUAGGAUGCUCCGCCCAUGGUACUGAUUUUUCAUAGCAGUUUUGGCCCCAACAGCAAUUGCUGUCUGAAGACUGACUGUCCAGUCGAGUCGUGUGCUCACCCUUAAGCGUCACCCAUUUGUCUUAUGACUUCCUGCAACUGGCACACUUUGGUGCAUUAGACUUCAGUCUUGUGUUUGACAAGUGGAGCGGAGGUCAUGCAUAGGUCACUUUCAGGAAUGACUGCCAGUACCUUGGAUGAGAGCAAGAGGACCUAGUCACACGCUUGGCCAUUUUUUGUUUAAUCGCAAAAAUUCUCCUGAUUAUAUAUACAUUUUUUUUUUUUAUCUGAUUACACUCAAGCUUUCCCCUUAAUGUGAGGCUAUUCUAUGACCAACUUGGGUUAAGUUUCUACACCAACUCUUUUUGUGUGCUGUACAAUUUCUUAUGCAAAUAUAAUUUGUGGCGCUAUGCUUUAAAAACAAAAAUCAAACUACAGAUUCUGUAUAUAACAAAGGUUUUAUAUCUAUAUUUUUCUUUUUUUGGUUAGAUUUGCAUACAUAUGACAAACCGUAACCUUGUCUGUAAACAUGGACAUUUACUGACCGAUUUGAAUCUUCAGGAACACUCUUAUUGUCGUAUUGUAAACAACUGUGAUUAAGAACCACAUGGCGAUUGCGCUGCAGCAGAUCGGGGAGGUUUGGUCCUGGGCUUGUGAUUCUGUCUGAUGGUGCUUUCUCCAUCGAUGAUGUAGCAUUUCAUCUGAGAUAUGGUACAAUCGGCUACGCUGUAGCUAUUUUGGUUCUGUUAUGUUCAACGAAGACGUCAGUUGUAGCCAAAGAAAUCCACACUACAGCAUCUGUAACUACAGCUUUUACGAUUUCUAUCCACUUGUGGUCCUUGUUUUAACUUCACACAAAUUUUUAUGUACGAAACAAAACUGCUAUGUUGCUUUAGCUGUCUUUUUUUUUUUUUUUUUUUGUAUAUAUCGAUUUGUCUGCUAGAGCUUCAGCCUUGAUGUCCUGUUAUUUUGGGGAUAGUUUUUGCUAGUUAAUGCCAACUGUUAUGGCUUAACCGUUGAUCUUUAAUUUUUUUUUUGUCCGGCUGAGGAUGUGUGUAUGAAUACCGAAAGCCAUGAGGUCUGCGGUGCCUGCUGUAGCAAAGUGCUUCUAAAUUCUAGUAUCUAAAUUCCCGUGUUGUCUGGCUUUUCCACAAAAUGUUCAUUCCUUCCAGACGAAAGGCUUUUCGGAAUUCCUGACUGCUCAUCAUGGGGGGUAGCGAGUGGCUGCUUUUAAUCCAUUCAGAAUCGCAAGUGUGGUCAUGCGUGGGAAAAAAUCGUCGUCCAGAUGCUGAUUCUGAUGCUCAUAUUUUACUAUAUUUUUAUAAUGAUUCCUAUUUGAAACCGGCCAGAGUAGAAAUCGAAUGGAAUGUUUGAUCUCUGGGGACAGUGAGGACAGACUGCUCCAGUGUCACCGAGGAAUGAGUCGUCUGUAGCCAGCUCAAGCCAUGGGGGUCAUAAAAACGGCAUAUUGCUGUAGAUCCUUGCGUGUGAGAAAUCAUUGUAUAGACUCCAGUUAAAAAGUAUUGCUUAGUUCUAUGGAAGCAUUUAGUUUUAGGUUGCAAUUGUGCUGAUCAGGAACAGUAUCCCAAUCAAAACAUUGGCCCUUACCGAGAAUUUUCAGGUAAGGUGUGUGCGGGCCGAUGCCCACUGGCGGUCAAUGUCCCAGACCAGAUAUAGCCUGUCGCCGUAAUAAAUGAGGGUGUAGGACCUCAAAAAUCACUUGUUUACUUCUGCUUAGAGGCUCUGAAAUCAGCAUUAUCUUCACAGGAAAGCCGAUUCAGCUCUGAUAAUAGUGCUCAGCCAAAACUCAGCGACACUUUCUCCAUUGUUUGUUUUGGGUUUUGUAUAAUUUCUCCAUUUCUAGGGUGUUCUGAUUUUUACAUACAGUAUGCAAAUAUGCGACACAAGAUGUGUAUUUCUUGAAGCUAAUUAUAACUUUCAUUUACCAUUUAUUUUCGCAUUAGCAUCUGCAUAUAGGAACUGGUGCUCCCAAUUUUUAAAUUUAAUAAGUUGUGAAAAAUGAAUAAAUAAAAAGGCAUCUAAUGUUACUGUGCAGCUGUAGAUAAUUUGUAAGAUGUGUGCCAAACCUGGGUUACCUUGCAUUUUGUAACAAUUAAAGAAACCUUGUCUCCUAA
This is a messenger RNA of Brienomyrus brachyistius, 4426 nucleotides long. RefSeq names its product Gamma-secretase subunit Aph-1b-like. Gene Ontology annotation, cellular component: membrane; endoplasmic reticulum; gamma-secretase complex. Lineage: Eukaryota; Metazoa; Chordata; Actinopteri; Osteoglossiformes; Mormyridae. Gene Ontology annotation, biological process: positive regulation of catalytic activity; Notch receptor processing; protein processing. The transcript is spliced from 6 exons. The record is from RefSeq and is a predicted model, not a curated record. Bases 695 to 1462 code for a protein of 255 amino acids. Gene Ontology annotation, molecular function: protein-macromolecule adaptor activity.